Messenger RNA from Brachypodium distachyon (stiff brome), 1979 nucleotides. RefSeq names its product AAA-ATPase At3g50940. Gene Ontology annotation, molecular function: ATP binding; ATP hydrolysis activity. The transcript has a single exon. The coding region runs from base 161 to 1672 and encodes 503 amino acids. The record is from RefSeq and is a predicted model, not a curated record. NCBI's taxonomy places the organism in Eukaryota, Viridiplantae, Streptophyta, Magnoliopsida, Poales, Poaceae.
CAUCGCGCCAAACACGGCUCCGCUCCAUGGCCGUCCUCUCCUACGCGGGCGCACGCCACCAACAAUAAAACCCACGCUCGGCCACUCCCAAACCUCAGUUCAUCCACUCCAGUGACUCAGAGCAGCAAGCAAAGGCCAGCGAGCAUCCGAGGGGACGAACAUGGAGAUGGUCUUGGACUGGCGCUCGGUGGGCUCCCUGAUCGCCACCGCCAUGGUGUUCCGCACGGCGCUGCGUGACUUGAUCCCGCCGGAGGCCGAGCGGUGGCUGCGGCUCCUCGUGGCGCGCGUGGCCGCCGCGUUUAGGGGACCCCUGGGCACCAUCCACAUCGACGAGGCCGACCACGGCGCCACCGCGGGCGGCGCCGCCAACGACCUCUACGACGCCGCGCAGCUCUACCUGGGCUCCCGCUGCCUCGCCACGGCCCCCGCCGUGCGCCUCUACAAGCCGCGCCAGGCCAGCCACGCCGUCGCCUCCCUCCCGGACGCGCACACCACCACCGACACCUUCCGCGGCGUCCGCGUCAAGUGGACCUCCACCGCGCGCCCCGCCAACAACAACAACCCCAACCCUUACAACCCCUUCGCCCGGGGCUCCUCCUCCGGCGGGUCCUCGGGCGUCGAGCAGCGGAGCCUGGAGCUCACGUUCCCGCGGCAGCACCGGGAGCUCGUCCACGAGCAAUACAUCGAACACGUCAUCGGCGUGGCCACCACGAUGCGGCUCAAGUCCAGGGAGCGGCGGCUCUACACGAACCGCGCCACGUCACCCGGCGACGAGCACCACAGCCACCGCGGGCUCUGGACCUCGCACGCCUUCGCCCACCCGUCCACCUUCGGCACGCUCGCCGUCGACCCGGCCCUCCGCGACGAGAUCCGGGCCGACCUGACCCGCUUCGCGGGCCGGCGCGAGCACUACGCGCGCGUGGGCCGGGCCUGGAAGCGCGGAUACCUGCUCCACGGCCCGCCGGGCACCGGCAAGACCAGCCUCGUGGCGGCCAUCGCGAACCUCCUCGAGUUCGACGUCUACGACCUGGAGCUCACCACGGUGCCCACAAACUCCCACCUCCGCCGCCUGCUCGUCUCCACCACGCCCAAGUCCGUCAUCGUCGUCGAGGACAUCGACUGCUCCCUCGACCUCUCCGACCGCAACAAGAAGAAGAACAACAACACCGCCAACGAAGACACGGCAAUUCUGUCCCCGGCCGCGGCCAUGGCGGCUGCGGCUGUUGGGAGGGAAUCGAUCAGCCUCUCCGGGGUGCUCAACUUCGUGGACGGGCUCUGGUCGUCCUGCGUGGGCGAGCGGCUGAUGAUCUUCACCACCAACCACCCGGAGCGGCUGGACCCGGCGCUGCUCCGCCCCGGGCGCAUGGACCGCAAGAUCGAGCUCGGCUACUGCACACCCGCCGCGCUCCGCGUGCUCGCCAAGAACUACCUCGGCGUCGGCGUCGGCGACGACCCUGCAGCCUGCGACGACGACGACCCCGGCAUGGUCGACGCUCUGAUGGCCGAGGCGGAGCGCUUGCUCGCCGCCGAUGUGCGCAUCACGCCCGCCGACAUCGGCGAGGUGUUCAUGGGCUGCGACGGCGCAGGCGCCUCCGCCGCGCUGAGGAAGCUCGUCCACGAGCUGCGCCGCAGGGGGGACGCGCCGGCCGUGGAGACGACGCUUGUCCAUUGACACACAGGGUGACGAGAGAUCGACCUGUACUGUACAUAGCUUGCUUGCAUCAAUGGCUCUGGAAUUGCAUAAUCAGCUUCACCAUUUCAUGGUGCUACCGUGGUAAGGUGGUUUAAUUAGUCUGGUAGUUAAUUAAGAUCGAUCAAUGCACGUUAUUAGCACGUACUACGUGUUGGUGUUACUUGUCAUUACUUGAUGUAUAUAUGAUCGAUCUUGUUGUGUACUAUUAACGCUGCAUAACGGAUGGUAAAUUAACCAGGCAAUGCAGUCAGCAACAGGAAAAGUUUCCCCCGUCUAUUAUAAAUCA